AUGGCGGAUCGAAAUGCCGGCAUCAAGUUUGUCUGGUCUGAAGAACUGCCGUAUUGCGCGCUUCGGAGCCCGGCUUGCUUCUGGGCCAUGAUGUUGGGAGCCGACUCCCAGAUAAACAAUUCGCGAGGCGUUGAUGCGAACAAGGACACCCUGACGCUAACGCUGCGGCACAUGACGAUCAAUUCGAUGAACCUGCGACUGCCCCAGAUGGAUGGGUACUGCCCGGAUUGGGGUUUGAUGAGUUUGAUUGCUGUUCUUGGAUGCUGGGAGAAGUUCCAUGGGCACGAGAUGGCGUGGAAAGCUCAUCGUGAUGGCUUGAAAGUGUCCACGCAGCGACUUCGCAACGAACAGAUGAAGAACGAAGUGUUCGCGCAAGUUUUGACUCUCGUAGAUAACGAUGGCACGUUGAUGCCGGAUCUGCUAGGUUCAGACUUCUGGCAGGCGAGUGUUCCAAGUGGUGGCUUUGCACAGCUUGCGCAAUCGACCUGGAUCAACACAAAUCUGGUGAUCUCUCUGCGUGAUUGCCGAGCGGUUGAGCUUGCCCAGACUGAAGAGGUCCGGGAGCGAUUCCUGGCGGCUGCUACUGGACGUAUUCUGCAGUUCGUGGUCCGGCACUUCAUCGGAGAGGUCGCAUGCACGGAUCCUUUCAGAGAUCGUGAAGGAGAUCGCCAGGUCCUGACAGUGCAUGUGAUCAUGCAGAUGGCGGGCAUGGCCAUGGUGCACUUCCUGGCGGACGAGAAGAAAAAGCCCCUUGGCCUUGCGCUGACUGACAUUCAAACAAUGUGCCACGAUGCAGCCAGAUUGAUUAGCAGUGUGAUGCACGGGCAGAUCUUCGAGGACACACUUCUUUGGGCUGUCUUCACGGUCGGCGCACUGGCGGGCGAAGACGUCGAAGCCCUGGUCCAUAUUGCUGUGGAACUAUUCAGAAGAGCAAAGCUGGACAAGACUCGCGAGUGGCAGCCAUUACUCCGCGAAUUCGUGUUCCUCGAAUCUGCCAUGGAGCAAUACGAGCAUUUCCACAAUCGGGUCAGAAGACAGGCCAGCCAACUUGAGCAAGGUGCAAUGCAGAGCUUCGACAACUAG
This is a messenger RNA of Fulvia fulva, 1083 nucleotides long. RefSeq lists its product as uncharacterized. Lineage: Eukaryota; Fungi; Ascomycota; Dothideomycetes; Mycosphaerellales; Mycosphaerellaceae. The transcript has a single exon. Bases 1 to 1083 code for a protein of 360 amino acids. The record is from RefSeq and is a predicted model, not a curated record.